Messenger RNA from Punica granatum (pomegranate), 2196 nucleotides. NCBI's taxonomy places the organism in Eukaryota, Viridiplantae, Streptophyta, Magnoliopsida, Myrtales, Lythraceae. The record is from RefSeq and is a predicted model, not a curated record.
UACGGCCCGUGUUCGGCAGAGCAUUGGCCGUCGAUCAUGCCACGUGUCAUCACCACAGCCGCGGGAUUUCAGCUGCUCUGUUUAGCCACCUCCUCGGUCGGGAGCACCUUCUAGAAGUCCGUUGCAGCAGUUGCUGGGCUUCUAUGACCAGCAAGCAUCGUCCACUGUACGGACAUCUCCAUCGUCAGCUCCUCCCCGCGCCGCCGGCCUCCACCCCCGCCGCCGCCGGCGUGACAUGGAACACACGACUCAGGGAGCUCUCGAAGCAUGGCCAGUUCUCGGAAGCUCUCGCCCUCUACCGACAAAUGCUCCGCUGUGGAGGGUCCCCCAAUGCCUUCACCUUCCCCUUCGCUCUCAAGUCCUGCGCCGCACUAUCGCUUUCCAUCCCUGGAGUACAGCUCCACGGCCACGUCAUCAAGACAGGCUGCGGACCCGAGCCGUUCGUGCUAACUUCCUUGAUCACCAUGUACUGCCAGUGCAACCUCAUCGGCAGUGCGCGGAAGGUGUUCGAUGAAUGUCCUCAGGGGAACCUUACAGUGUGCUAUAAUGCCCUCACAUCUGGGUACGCGUUCAAUUCUCGAUUCUUGGACGCUGUUGCACUGUUUUGCCAAAUGAGGGAGUUGGGCGUGUCGUUUAAUUCAGUUACAAUGUUGGGUUUGAUCCCUGCCUGUACUCUCCCUGCACAUUUGAGCGUUGGGAUGUCCCUUCACAGUUGCAUCAUUAAGUUCGGGCUGGACACUGAUUUGUCUGUCGGGAACUGUUUGCUCACCAUGUAUGUGAAGUGUGGAUGCAUCAAAUUUGCCAAAACUCUUUUUGAUUCGAUGCCUAAACAUGGUUUGAUUACUUGGAACGCAAUGAUAUCGGGGUAUGCUCAGAAUGGUCUUGCUAGCAAUGUUGUGGACCUAUACCAGCAGAUGAAAUCACAAGGAAUUCAUCCUGAUCCUGUGACUCUUGUCAGCGUCCUGUCUUCCUGCGCUCACCUUGGAGCCCACAGCAUAGGCCGUGAAGUGGAAAGGCAGAUAGAAUUGAGCGGUUUUGGGUCUAAUCCUUUCCUGAAUAAUGCCCUUAUAAACAUGUACUCUAGGUGCGGGAAAUUGGCAAAAGCUCUGGCCAUCUUCAAUGCCAUGCCUGAGAAGACUGUUGUUACUUGGACCGCUAUUAUUAAUGGAUACGGAAUGCAUGGACAAGGAGAAAUCGCCACUCAACUCUUUGAUGACAUGAUUAGGAGUGGGGUCAGACCUGAUGGAGCAGCAUUUGUAUCUGUCUUGUCAGCUUGCAGCCAUGCUGGUCUGACUGAUAAGGGAUUGGAGUAUUUUGAAGUAAUGAAGGAGAAGUACAGUUUGCGUCGAGGCCCAGAACACUAUUCCUGCGUGGUGGAUCUCUUAGGUCGGGCAGGGAAAUUGGCUGAAGCCUUUGAUCUCAUUAGGUCGAUGAAGGUGGAACCUGAUGGUGCGGUGUGGGGUGCCCUUCUUGGUGCUUGCAAAAUCCAUAAAAACGUUGAGCUAGCAGAGCUGGCAUUCAAAAGGGUCGUCAAACUGGAACCUGAAAAUAUUGGCUACUACGUGUUGUUGUCGAAUAUAUAUAACGAAGCUGGGAAUCUAGAGGGUGUGUUGAGGGUUCGAGUGAUGAUGAGAGAUCGAAAACUGAGAAAGGAGCCAGGAUAUAGUUAUGUGGAGCACAGGGGUGAAGUUCAUCUCUUCAUUGCUGGGGACAGAAGUCAUCCUCAGACAGAGGAAAUAUACAGAAUGCUCCAUAAGCUGGAAAGUUUAGUGGAAGGGCUUCAUGAUCUUAAGGAGAAUGAAAUCAGCGGCAUGAGUGUUCACAGUGAAAAGUUGGCAAUUGCAUUUGGGAUCUUAAACAGUGAGCCAAACAUUGAGAUUGUUGUGAUAAAGAACCUGAGGGUGUGUGGAGAUUGCCAUUCAUUCAUAAAGUCCGUGAGCAAGGUCUUGGAUCGCCGGUUUGUCGUCAGGGACGCAACUCGUUUCCACCAUUUCAGUAAUGGCAUCUGCUCUUGUCGAGAUUACUGGUAAUACCAGCUAAAGUUUCUGAUUAAUUUAAAGUUUCAGGUUAUGGAUUUUUUUUUUAUAAUUAUUAUAUAUUCCUUUCUGAUGAGUUUGUGUGUUGCUAUUAGCCCAUUGUCAAGGAUUGUAAGUACCAGCUGCAAUGCAUUUGAAGGAGCAUACUUCUGUUUCUGUA